GGCGGGGGCGCGGCUCGGGCUGUGGGCGCUAAUGGCGGCCGGCGCGGCGGGCCGGAGGCUGGCCCUCUCGUAGGCCCCUAACAAGCCUGCGUUCCUGUCCGGCCACCGCCCCGUUGGCCUUGGACCGGUCACUGCCCUUUCUGAGCAUCACUGUGCUCGUCUUCAAGUGGGCCCGACGGUGCCCGCCUGAGAGGUCUGGCCCUACUGGGCCUGCCUCAUGCUGCGUGAACGCGCGCUUCUUUGCUGCCCUCCGUUAGAUCCCAGUGCUCGGGAUUCCUACCGGUUACUGGCAGGACCCGGUGGUGUAGCCGGGCUGAUUGCUCCCACACCUGAAUUCACGUUUCGGCCCUGACACUCACGGCAGGUGUGACCUUGGCAGGAUGGAGCCUGGUGAAGAAAUGGAGGAGGAAGACUCUCCAGGCGGCCGUGAGGAUGGCUUCACCGCCGAGCACCUGGCCGCAGAGGCCAUGGCAGCCGACAUGGACCCCUGGCUGGUGUUUGAUGCCCGCACCACACCUGCCGCUGAGCUGGAUGCCUGGCUGGCCAAGUACCCACCAUCCCAAGUUACUCGCUAUGGGGACCCUGGCUCACCCAACUCCGAGCCCGUGGGCUGGAUUGCAGCAUACGGGCAGGGCUACGUCCCCAACUCGGGCGAUGUGCAGGGCCUGCAGGCAGCCUGGGAGGUUCUGCAGACCAGCGGGCGGCCCGUCACACCGAGUACCCUGCGCCAGCUGGCCAUCACCCAUCAUGUGCUCUCUGGCAAGUGGCUGAUACACCUGGCACCUGGCUUCAAGCUGGACCAUGCCUGGGCUGGCAUUGCUCGGGCUGUGGUCGAGGGCCGGCUUCAGGUGGCCAAGGUGAGCCCACGGGCCAGGGAGGGUGGGCGCCAGGUCAUCUGUGUUUACACGGAUGACUUCACGGACCGCUUGGGUGUACUGGAGGCGGACGCGGCCAUCCGCGCGGCGGGCAUUAAGUGCCUGCUCACCUACAAGCCUGACGUCUACACCUACCUGGGCAUCUAUCGGGCCAACCGUUGGCACCUGUGCCCCACUCUCUAUGAGAGUCGUUUCCAGCUGGGGGGCAGUGCCCGCGGCUCCCGUGUGCUGGACCGCGCCAACAAUGUGGAACUGACCUAGUGUGGCCAAGUGGGGACGACCACCUUCUGCCCCCUCCCACACUCGGGAUGGAUCCUCCCGUCUUCCUCCUCUCUGUCCCAAAGAGUUUGAGCCCCCCAGCUCUGAGGACUAGGUCAACCGGGAACUGCCUGCAUCUUCGAACCCUUUGAACACUUGCCCUCUGUUCAGGGCUGAUUCGAGUCCCCACCAGCUGGAGGCUCUGGCUCCCUGAGGGCCAGACCCUCAGCCUCUCUGUUCACUGCUGCCCCCCCUCUGUCAUACAGAACUGCAGGCUGGGUACAGAUUUCCAGGAGGAGAGCCUUCCUUGGCCACCGUCAUGUCCAGCUGUACCUCCGUCUCCUCCUGCAUUCUGUCCUCCUCCUCCCUGACAAGAGAGAAAAAUUAGCGCUUCCGGUCCCUCUUGGAGCCUUUGCAGUCCAGGGGGCCAAGGCCCUGCAGGCCUGAGCAUGCUAUUUUGUUGCGGGGAGAGGGUGAUUGUAUCCACUCAGCCCUUUGCAGAGAGAGGGGAUGCCAGGGCCAUGGACACGGGGCCGGCCCCUCCCUGCCAUCUCCUGUAGCCUGCACCACCUUCCUUUCUUCCUUGGCUACCUUGACAUGUGCCUGCUCCUGGCAUUUCAAUAAAACCCAGUUUGGGUCUG
Messenger RNA from Neofelis nebulosa (Clouded leopard), 1774 nucleotides. RefSeq names its product chromosome 10 C11orf68 homolog (gene C10H11orf68). The coding region runs from base 381 to 1136 and encodes 251 amino acids. NCBI's taxonomy places the organism in Eukaryota, Metazoa, Chordata, Mammalia, Carnivora, Felidae. The transcript is spliced from 2 exons. The record is from RefSeq and is a predicted model, not a curated record.